CGGAAUUCCGUCGGUAUAUUCCGAGGAUUUCAUUUUCCGUCGGAAUGUCCGUCAGAAUAUCGCUGUUUUCUUGUAGUGUGACUCCUUACAUACUAGAACCAAAGAAUAGAGAUGUGAUACAAAAAUUACAAAGACAGCAAGGAUGCAAUGCAAGAACAGAGAUAUGAUAACAACAUUCUCUCGACAACACUAAGUCACUAAGCAAGUAAGCAGUGCUCAGAGUCUUUGAGAGUAUACCUCAAGGCUCAAGUCCAGUAUCAACACAAACUUACAAAACGUUAGAUACUAAAAGAUAAUACCUCAAGUCAAAGUCCCUUCUCCUUUAUCCUCUUCUUCUUUCUCCUCUUCCUUCUUCUCAACAGACUCAUCAUCUAAGAAGAAAACGAUUUUCUUUUCAAUGAAACAUAUCAAAAAAAUUAAAAAAUCAUUGUAAAACAGAUUCGAUAAACACAGAAGAAGAAACCCUAAAUCCUAGAUAGAUCGAUCAAAAAUAGAUGAAUCAAAGAAGAAACAAACCUAGAAUGAUUUUCUAUACAAACCCAUAAGAAAAAAAUCACUGAUUUUUAAAAAAAAAUUGAACAAAUCGAAGAUUUUCGAAGACGCUAGAGGGAAAGAGAUGAUUUCCGAUGAAACAAGGAUUCUCCAUAACCCUAAUCGCCAUUGAUAAAGGUUGAAGUUACGUUAGAGAAAGGAGUAAAGCGAAAGAAAAAUUAGGGUAAAACCAUUUAAGUGUUUUUUUUUUCUCUAGUGGGUUUAUUUUUUCCUUCUGUUUUUAAUAUUUUUAAUUUUAAUAUUAAAUCAACUACGAAAUAUUUUAUUUAUUGGUUUUUAAUUAAAGAAAUUGAAUAAUUUAAGGGUAUAAUGGUACUAAAAUUAAUCUAAAUCAUCUUUCCCUAAAUAAUGUUCUAAAAAUCUUAUUGGGACAAAUCUAAGUUCAAAGUGUCCAUUUUUUCCAAUUUUCCAUUUUUUUAAACUACGCUUUAAUAUUGUUUUUGCAAUUUACCUACCAGAACCCCUAAAAGUGCAAUCCGUUAUUAUAAAUAAAUAGAUUUACUUAUAAAUAAAUGAUCAGAUAAAUCCUAUUAACAUUAUCCAAUAGUUAAAUCAAUCAUUUAGUAAAUUCAUCUAAAAAAUCUGAUAAAAUCAGAAUUUCUAACAGAUAGCUUCUGAGUAUAUAAUAAAUAAUUUAAAAUUCAGAACAAUAUCAGGAAAUAGAUAUUAAUGGGUACUCUAUUUAACUAACAAAAACUUUUUUUUCCCUAAUCAAACUCUCUCUAUAAACCGUCUCCAAAAUUUUCUCUAUCCACAACUCAACUCUCUCCUCGAUCUUCUCUUUAUCCUUCUUUUUACGGAGUAAAUCAAGGUAAUUAACCUCUUUUCGAAACCCUAACAAAUCUCCCCCAAUCACGAAAACUAAUGUCCUUAAGCAAAUUCCACGGUGGCUCCUCCUCCUCCUCUACCACGGCUUGCGCUGCUUGUAAAUACCAGAGGAAAAAGUGCACCGAACACUGUAUUCUCGCUCGUUACUUCCCACAAGAAAAACAAAAUCAGUUUCUAAACGCCCAUAAACUGUUUGGAGUAAGCAACAUCACAAAGUUCAUCAAAGGAGUUGAAGAAUGUCAACGGGACAUAGCUAUGAAUAAUCUUAUCUUCCAUGCUAAUGCUCGUGCUCGAGAUCCAGUUUGGGGAGUUUGCAAGAUCAUGCUUGAUCUGAAGCACCAGAUUGCUUGUACUCAGGCUGAACUUAACUUAGUUCAUCAUCAGAAUCUUGCCAUGUGUCAAACUAUAGCUCUCCAGCAGCAAUUUGGUUGCUAUUCGUACGGAGAUUUAUUAGAACAAGGAGACGAAUACCUUAAUAUUGAUGGUCAUGUUCAUCAGAAAUAGAGUCAGAUGUUUAUGGACAUGCCUAUCAAGCUUGAGAAGAAAAAGUUUCUGUGGACACAAGAAUGCAAUGAACCAGAUAACUAGUCUUUUGGUUUUUGUACACACUAUCCAAAGUUUAGGUUUAAUUUGUUUUCGUGUUACCACGGCUCUUUUCUUUGCUAUAGUUUCUCAGAUUGUCCAAAUCUAUCCUCGUAAUAGUAGCAGUAUUUUUUACCAUUUUGUUCC
Molecule: messenger RNA, 2109 nt
Organism: Brassica napus (rape)
Lineage: Eukaryota; Viridiplantae; Streptophyta; Magnoliopsida; Brassicales; Brassicaceae
Product: LOB domain-containing protein 7
Exons: 1
Coding region: 1417-1884 (155 amino acids)
Source: RefSeq, a predicted model, not a curated record